ACCGACAUGAACUUCGAAGUCUCGUAUCCAUCAGUCGAAAGACCAUUUGGCGUCCACUUAUGGCCCAUUUUUGACUACGCAUUCGAACGCGUGGUGGGCUAUCCCGCCACUCAGUUUGAGUUUCUCCACAACCAGACAUUCUUGGCCAACGGCUACCAUGCGGUGGGUGUCAUCAUUGUCUACUACCUUGUCAUUUUUGGCGGACGCUUUGUCAUGACCACCCUCGACGUGCCGGCGCUUAAGUUGAACUUGUUGUUCCAGUUGCACAACCUCGUAUUGACGGCGGGGUCAGGGAUUUUGUUAUUGUUGUCGAUUGAACAAGUUUUGCCCAUCAUCGUGAAGGAUGGGAUUUUUGGGGCGAUCUGCUACGAAACCGCGUUUACCCAGAAGUUGGUAACUCUCUACUACUUGAAUUACCUCACCAAGUACUUAGAGCUUGUGGAUACGGUAUUUUUGGUGUUGAAGCGCAAAAAGUUGUUGUUUUUGCACGUCUACCACCACGGCGCCACCGCGCUCUUGUGCUACACCCAGUUGGUAGGGUACACGGCGGUAGAAUGGGUGCCUAUUACUUUGAAUCUCACGGUGCACGUGGUGAUGUACUGGUACUAUUUCCUCUCUGCUCGGGGCAUUCGUGUGUGGUGGAAGGAAUGGGUAACCCGGAUCCAGAUUGUGCAGUUUGUCAUUGACUUGGUAUUUAUCUAUUUUGCCACCUACACCCACUUUGCAUUUGCGUACUUCCCCAACGUGCCACAAUAUGGUAAGGACUGUUACGGGUCGGAAGUUGCUGCUGUCUACGGGGUGUUGAUCAUUACCAGCUACUUGCUUUUGUUUAUCUCCUUUUACUUUAGCGUGUACCGCGGAAAGUCGAAGAAGGUUGCCACUGCCAUUGCCACUGCCAGUGCUACCAAUGACGUUAAGCCCACUGCCACUACCAGUGGCAGUACCACUGGUAGUACCACUGGUAGUACUGCCAAGAAGCAUGUCACCAAGCUGAAGUCCAGGAAGGCUUAAGUCCCUGUCAGCGGUAUUCUCGGCAGCCGGGAUCGGUUGGAUCUCCAAUUUGUGUAUAGCCGCUCUAAUAUAAGUCUAGAC
Messenger RNA from Yamadazyma tenuis ATCC 10573, 1092 nucleotides. Lineage: Eukaryota; Fungi; Ascomycota; Pichiomycetes; Serinales; Debaryomycetaceae. The record is from RefSeq and is a predicted model, not a curated record.